AUGCGGCCUCUCACGGAGCAGGAGAGCAAGACGCUCUUCACCAAACUCGCCAACUACACUGGCAACUCACUCAAGAACCUCAUCGCGCCACUGGACGACUCCCCCAAUGCGGACCGCUUCGUUUUUCGACUCGUCAAGGAUCGUGUAUACUACGUCCGUCUGUCCAUUGCCAACCUGGCGACCUCGAUAGCGCGCGACAAGCUUCUCUCCCUCGGCACGUGUGUUGGGAAAUUCACAAAAACCGGCAAGUUCCGGUUACACAUCACCGCCCUCGAGAUCAUCUCGGAGCAUGCCCGGUGGAAGGUCUGGGUGCGCCCGAACGGAGAGAUGCCCUUCCUCUACGGCGGCAACAUCGUCAAGGCCCACGUAGGCCGGUGGUCUGACGACUGCCCGGAGCAUCAAGGCGUCGUGGUUUACAGCAUGAACGAUACGCCGCUGGGCUUUGGCCUCACGGCAAGAAGCUCGGCGGAGGCGCGCAGACUUGACCCGACGGGCGUGACAGUCUUCCGGCAGGCCGACUGCGGCGAGUACUUGCGUGACGAGGACAACUUGUUCGCAACAUCCUAG
Messenger RNA from Drechmeria coniospora, 567 nucleotides. RefSeq names its product 60S ribosome subunit biogenesis protein NIP7. Bases 1 to 567 code for a protein of 188 amino acids. The record is from RefSeq and is a predicted model, not a curated record. Lineage: Eukaryota; Fungi; Ascomycota; Sordariomycetes; Hypocreales; Ophiocordycipitaceae. Gene Ontology annotation, molecular function: RNA binding. Gene Ontology annotation, biological process: ribosome assembly; ribosomal large subunit biogenesis. The transcript is spliced from 2 exons. Gene Ontology annotation, cellular component: nucleus; nucleolus; preribosome, large subunit precursor.